Aricia agestis (brown argus) is the source of this 516-nucleotide messenger RNA. RefSeq names its product NADH dehydrogenase [ubiquinone] iron-sulfur protein 6, mitochondrial (gene ND-13A). NCBI's taxonomy places the organism in Eukaryota, Metazoa, Arthropoda, Insecta, Lepidoptera, Lycaenidae. The transcript is spliced from 3 exons. The record is from RefSeq and is a predicted model, not a curated record. Bases 84 to 440 code for a protein of 118 amino acids. Gene Ontology annotation, biological process: mitochondrial electron transport, NADH to ubiquinone.
UUUGUGACCAGGAAUUCUUACAAAUUUAAAUUGAGUAAUUAGUUUUGCCUUGCCUGGAUUACUAAAACAGCAGUACAGCAGCCAUGUAUAGAAUUACCCGAAUUCAGGCGCAGGCUCGCAACAUGGUAUCCAGUCAGUCGACAGUGAUGCGUUGCAUAACCAACAAAGUGGAAGAUGUCACAACACACACAGGACAAAAAUGGGAUUCAAAAGAUUAUCGUCUGGUUAGAUUUAUGUCUGCUCCAAAACAAGUAAACAAGAACUGGGCAAUCAAUUUAAUUGCUGAAGUUCCCCCUAAGGAAGUUUCUGAAAGAGUUGUUUGGUGUGAUGGCGGUAGUGGCACUGAAGGACAUCCCAGGGUUUAUAUUAAUUUGGAUAAACCUGGAAAUCAUUCAUGUGGCUACUGUGGACUCCGAUUUGUUUUGAAAAAACAUCACUGAAAAUUUAAAAACACUCUAUAGUCUAAUACUUAUAUGGAAUGUUGUUUAUUUUACAAAAUAUAGAAAAUGUUUUAAA